Messenger RNA from Amborella trichopoda, 2827 nucleotides. RefSeq names its product O-fucosyltransferase family protein. Lineage: Eukaryota; Viridiplantae; Streptophyta; Magnoliopsida; Amborellales; Amborellaceae. The record is from RefSeq and is a predicted model, not a curated record. Gene Ontology annotation, cellular component: Golgi apparatus; cytoplasm.
AUUCAGUCCUCUCUCUCUCUAUAUGGAAGAGAGAUUCAGACCCACUUUCUCUCUCUAAAAGGAAAGAUUCCAACCACUCCCACUAAAUCCCUCAAGUAUAGACAUUUCGAACCAGCUCUCUCUCUCUACUGGCUCUUUCCUUCCUGCCCACUGUACUAAUCUUCUUGGGUUUUUCGUUUUAUAUUGUUUUUGCUCUCUCUCUCUCUUUCUCUUCUCUCUCUCUCUCUCUCUCUCUCUCUCUCUCUCUGGAACAAAUGCCGUUCAAGUCCAGGAUUAAAUGGGCAGGUUUGGUUGGUCUCGUGUUAUCGGUUUUCUCUCUCUUGACCCAUCUCAUACUAGCCAGAUAUUCAGGUCGAUACCUGGUGCAAAACGCAGCUGCCAUCACCAUUUUCAGAUGGAAGCCCAUAUUUUCAAACGUGGAUCUCAGACCCACUAGUGCAAAGUAUGCGAGAUUAUGGGGACCUGUGAAGCCUCUUGAAUCUUUACAUCCACAUGCAAAUCCCAGGACUAGCUACAAAGGUCCUGAUUUGAAGAACAAAGGUUUUAUAUUCAUCAAGAUACGUGGAGGUUUCCAUGAGAUCAGGAAUUCGAUAUGCGAUGUAGUAGCUAUUGCGAGGCUUCUCAAUGCUGCUUUGGUUAUUCCAGAGCUUCAAUCGACUACUAGCACCAAGGGGAUAAGCUCUAGGUUCAAAAGUUUUGGGUACCUUUAUAAUGAGGAUCAGUUCAUUACUUCACUAUCAAAGGAUAUUCUCGUUGUGAAGGGCCUUCCUAAAAAUUUUAAGCUAGCAAGAAAGAAGAAUGAAAUCCCAGUUUUUGCACCUCCAUUUUCAGCAUCCCCCAAGUUUUAUCUUGAUCGAGUUCUUCCUGUACUAAAACAACAUUCAGUUGUUGAACUUCUUGUUUAUGAUGGAGGAUGCUUGCAGGCUCUUUUGCCCUCAUAUCUUGAAGAACUCCAGAGGCUUAGAUGCAGGGUGUCUUUCCAUGCCCUUAGAUUCCGUCGAGAGGUGCAAGAACUUGGCAACAGAAUAGUGCGUCGGUUACAGGCUUCUGGUCGGCCUUUUCUAGCUUAUGAUCCAGGAAUGACUAAAGAUGCUCUUGCCUAUCAUGGUUGUGCCGAAUGCUUCCAGGAUGUUCAUUCGGAGCUUACACAACAUAGACGCCUAUGGAUGAUCAAGCACCAUAUCAUUAACGGGAAGCUAUCUGUGGAUUCCAUGCUGCAACGUCUUAAGGGGUCUUGUCCACUCAUGCCUGAGGAGGUCGGCAUUCUUCUCCGUGCAUAUGGCUACCCAUCCGACACAAUUAUAUAUGUUUCUGGUGGAGAAUUAUUUGGAGGGCAAAGGACCAUGAUACCUCUACAUGCGAUGUUUGAUAAUGUGGUUGAUAGGACAUCUCUCUGCACUCCUAAGGAGCUUUCCAAAAUUUAUGGCCACGAAGAUAACCAAGUUGGUCCUUCUCAUUUGUCAUCUAUCAUUAGACAAGAUACAAAGGUUAAGCCAUGGAAGAUAGCUGGUCCAAGACCUCGUCCACUCCCUCCACCUCCAGCAAGGCCCAAGUAUCCAUACAAUGUUGAGGGAUGGUGGGGUUGGGUUGGGGAAAUGGAUAAAGAGCCACAGUUAACAAUUGAAGAGUUCAGAACCCAAGCCCACAGGUUACUUUGGGAAGCAAUUGAUUACAUAGUCUCUGUGGAAGCUGAUGCUUUUAUUCCUGGAUUCGAUCGUGAUGGAAUGGGUCAUCCAAAUUUUGCAAGCUUGGUGAUGGGUCAUAGGCUUUAUCAAUCCCCUGCUUCUAAGACAUUCCGUCCUAACCGAAAAUUAGUUACAAAACUCUUGGAGGAUAUCCGUGAACACUUGUACCAAGCCAACAGCACCUGGUUGACAUCAGUAAGGCGGCACCUCACCAAGUCAGUGAUCGAGGGCCUAGAAAAAGCAUCCUUGACCGCGAAGCCACUCUCUUUUCUCUCACACCCAGUGCCUGAAUGCUCAUGUUUAGGGAACAUGAGCACAAAACACACCCCACCUCAUUCAAUAGCCUCAAAAGAGAACAUAACCCUCAGGGUCGAUUACCAAUGCCCAGCUUGGAUGGAGACUAGGACAUUUAUGUCUCAGCCUAAUAAAGAUAAGCAAGAAGAAGAGGACUUAGAUGAAGCUGAUGCAAUUGCAGGGAAAUUCUUUCAACAAGGCCGGGGUGGUGGGGCCUAUGCGAAUGGCAAAGAAGAGGUUCAAAUAUUGGAUCAAGAGGAGCUGGAGGGUGGGGAUAGAUAGCAUAGCUAGAAGAAAACCGAUUUUCUUUUUUGAGGGAGUGACCAAUGUUAAUUGAAUCCGUGCACAAGGAUCCAUGCACAAUAAUAUUGGGGAAAUUGGAUACAACCCAUUAUUUAUUCUUUUGGGAAAUUUACCAAGGAAUAUCUAAUCCAUGGUUAAAUGCCUUGGAUACAAAUUUGUGACCACUUAGUGCUUAGGAUCAGCAAUGAGUCAAUUGGAAAGCUUCCAAAAGGAUGGCAUUCUAUGUUACCUUGGGACAUGCAUGGAUGAGAUACUCUUUUGUUGGUGCUAGUGCUGCCUGCAUAGAAUUUGAAGCCGGGAUGAACUCGUAAGAGUUAUUUUUGGGGAGAGCUAAUCUGAUAAUGCUUAGAUGCGAGGUAGGACUGUAUUUUUUUUUUAUUGUUUUGGAUUGUGAAUUAUUGUAGUUUAUAUUAUCUCUACAUAUUUCAGGUUUGUAGAGCAUCUGCAGGGGGGUUUUUGGGGUCGAGGCCUUGUAAUUUAACAGUGAAAGGAAUUGGUUUUGAUGAAUGUGAUGUCCAAUCAUGCAGUAUGGAUGUUUUUUUUUU